Penicillium angulare is the source of this 1413-nucleotide messenger RNA. RefSeq names its product protein gprM (gene gprM). The record is from RefSeq and is a predicted model, not a curated record. The transcript has 5 exons. NCBI's taxonomy places the organism in Eukaryota, Fungi, Ascomycota, Eurotiomycetes, Eurotiales, Aspergillaceae. Bases 1 to 1413 code for a protein of 470 amino acids.
AUGGUGGACUUAAGCGGACGCUGCCCAGGAGUAUUCUUGCAAGAGGAUCUAUUCCCCUCAACAGGUGGAUGUAUGUUGCUGGAAUCAAUGUCAUCGGCGGACGAUACUGCGAAACCUUUCCUUACAAAACUAAUAACAUAUCUUGUUGUCUACCCUGCCCUCUUGCUGACUGGCGAUAUGCCGAUAACAUUGCUCAACGAGUCGCAGUCGCUAGCUGGAUCAGCGUCGCCAUUCUCCCUCUUUAUCGCCUUCAUCGUUCCUCUUGGGGCCCAGCCUAAUCAAUGCCACAAUCAAAUCACACCUAAUGAUAUGUACAGCGACUUAUCUUGCGCCUUUUCUGGUUCACUAUUGCUAUUUGGGGGCUGGUUGGUGGUCAUGUGGAGUUUUAUCCGCACUAUCGCGUUUCAUCUGCAAGUCUGCUGGGAGGUUGUUCUGGGGCCAAAGUUCAUGUGGUCCGCCUUCGUGGCUGGGUUUGGAAUUCCUGCCAUCGGCCUCGCCGUUAUGCUCAAGUUUACGGGAGUAUCUUUCCGAUUUGGACAGAUUUGCCACAUAAAUAUCGAUAAGGGUCUAGAUGAUUACUGGGCCCCGAUUAUGGCAUUUGCCGCCGCCGCUCUGGUGUUACAGGUGACAACCAUGGCCUAUUGCAUGCACAUCUAUCUGCGUUCACUUUUCGACAAAUCCGCUUCGACUACUGAACAUAGUUCCGGUCUCCCCUCAUACACAGCUAGUGUUCGCACUGUCUCCGCACGCCACGCAUGGCGCAGGAUGCAGCGCGUGUUGCAGUUACAAUGGCGCGGGGUUGCGCUAGUGCUGAUCAUUCUUGGGAACGUGAUCUUCUUCGCUGUCGUAUUCAUCAAUCUCGACGAUCAAGUCAGCCCCACUCCAACUAACAUCAAGAAUGCCGCACCAUGGCUCACGUGUCUGGGACUUGGUGGCACUAAAGAGCAAUGCAAGGACCGUGUAACGGGAAUGGGUCCGAACGAAGCCACACUACUGGCCGUGGUUUAUCUCUUGUCUCUUGUGGGGUUCUGGAACUUUGCUCUAUUCGCUCGUCCAUCUAUGUUUGCCGGAUGGCUUGAUCUACUCCGACGGGGAUUUGCACGACGGCAUGAAUUUAUCUCAGCCGAAGCCGAUGAUCGCUACAUAGAUAGCAAAGGAUUCGAAAUGCUGACCACCAACAACCCAAGAAGCCCCGCGCCAUACAACAUGCGAUCGCCCAGCCCCUCACGCAUGGCUGGUCGGACAUCAGUAACCAGUCCAAGCCCGACAUUUGAUCGAAACGUUCACUUUGGACGUGAAGCUCGAUACACACGUCCGUCUAUGAGUUUCUCAGGACCCCGCCCUCCCAGCUCGUCGCAAAAUGCGCAGGACUGGGACCCCUCCUCUACAUUUGCGCGGGGCAAUGCACGUUAG